Molecule: messenger RNA, 279 nt
Organism: Peniophora sp. CBMAI 1063
Lineage: Eukaryota; Fungi; Basidiomycota; Agaricomycetes; Russulales; Peniophoraceae
Source: the annotation of a GenBank genome assembly
AUGGUUCAGGGAAAUACGAAGGGACUCCAGAAGAAGAGCGGUGGCAACUCGCGCCAUGCCCAGAAGGCCGCCGCCAACAUGAAAAAGGGCAGGAGGAGUGUGGCGCCCAAAAAGGCGCAGGCGGUAAAGCAUGCUGCCAUGCGCAAGGAGCUGAGCGCCAAAAUUAACCGCUCAGUCGAGCAGCAGAUGGUCAACGCCGCGAGCAGCGGUCCGCUCACGAUUAUGAAGAACAUCGGCGAUGCCCAGGAGUCGUCUACGGCUACCAAGAAGAAGAAAUGA